Molecule: messenger RNA, 6527 nt
Organism: Oncorhynchus tshawytscha (Chinook salmon)
Lineage: Eukaryota; Metazoa; Chordata; Actinopteri; Salmoniformes; Salmonidae
Product: HPS6 biogenesis of lysosomal organelles complex 2 subunit 3
Exons: 1
Coding region: 323-3181 (952 amino acids)
Biological process (GO): organelle organization; protein localization to membrane; lysosome localization
Cellular component (GO): BLOC-2 complex; lysosomal membrane
Source: RefSeq, a predicted model, not a curated record
CUCCACUCCUCCCCUUUCAGGAAAAAAAUCUUUGUAUCCGGAAAUUAAUAAACUCGUGAUGUUAGGAGGUAGCUAAGCAUCCAGAUGACUAGCUUGUUAGCUAGCUAACUACUUUUACGCAUAAGAUUUCAAAUGUUUUGAAAUGUCGACAGUUAGCUACAUAGUAAGAGAGGUUUUCAUCGACGGAAGUGGGAUUACUAAAGCUUACGACAAACGGUUGAUUUAACCGCUGACGGGUUCCACAGCUAGCAACAUCGGCAGUCUGAGUUGAGAUUUGUGCUAGCGUUAGCGCCGCAUCGAAUACCUUCUCUGCUCUGUAGACAUGAUGCAACGAAUGUUGGAACAAGUGACAGAUUUCGUGGACUUUACUAGAGGUACAGAUUUAAACGAGUACCUAAGACAGACGUAUUCGAAUAACAGAAGUUGCAAAAACAAUCUAUCAGAUGUGCGCGUGAGCCCAGAUGGACGCCACAUUCACGUCAUUCUCCGCAAACCCAAGGUUGGUCUCAUGACUUUUGACAAAUAUCAGAGACCGCAGCAGAUCCAGAGCCAAAAGCACCUAGAUUUGGGGAUGACUCGGGCUGUGCCCAUUGUGGAUAUUGUAUAUUUUGACGACAAAAACAGAGACGGCGGUGUUGCGCUGUUAGCUGUCAUAUUCGAGAAUGGAAAAGCAGAGUUUUGGAAAUUUCUGGAACUCAAAGGGGGAUGGCAUCCCCUGCACACCGCGGACCUUUGCAACAGCCCCCGGGCUAAAGUAAUCUCUGUCUCGGCCAGUCAGAACUACAUCGUCUGGUGUGAGGAGCGGCCACCGUCAGAGAGUUCAUUACUUGUCAACGAGACCCACAAUUUCAGGUACUGCAUCUGCAAACGAACCUAUGAGGUGGAGGAAAUGGCUGUCAGUUUAGGGGGCAUGAAAAUUGCUCUGCACAACAACCCCCGCUACAACGUCAUCAGCUCAGGUGAGAAUGUUUACCUACUACCCGAUUUGAAAGACAAAUCCACCAUGUCCCUCUCCAAAUUCUUUCUCAUGUGGUCCCCCCGGUAUGACACAUUCAGAGUGAGCAGCACCUGUAAAGGUAAUCUCCUCCGAAAAGACUCACCUUAUACAAAAGAAUCUGACUUUAGAAGGUUGAUAACAGACUGCACGGGAUACCUAUCAGCCCUUAGCCCCCCUGAUAUAUAUGGCUACUCCCCCACUGGCAGUGGAGGCCUGUUACUGCUGCUCAGCACAGGUUGGGUCAGUCUACUACAGAAGGAUGGGGUGUUACGACAGAUCUACAAACUAGCUGACAACUGCCUAGCCAGCAGCAGUGCCCAUAACAGCCUGAACGUGUACCAGGACACCCUGGCUCUGACCAUCGGACGGACCCUCUACCUGAUUGACACUACGUGUGGUGUGGAGCUGGAGAAAAUAGCCCUGAAGAGAGAGGGGCUACUCUACGUGAACAGGACCGAGAGGCAGGCACCACACCUGCUGUUAGAAACCGGCCUAUAUGUAGUGAUGCUCCGGGACGGCGACCCCUGGGGCCACGACUCUGACCCAAAGCAGAAGACCCCGUCCCUGGGUACAGGAGAGAGCAUCAGCCCUGCGGCUCUACUGGUAGAGGCUGUGUUCGAGGAAGCCUGUAAGUAUUACCAACAGAGAAGUCUCAGCAGCACUCGGCUCACUGUGGAGAAGUUAAAGAGAGGAGGGAUGUUCCAGGCUCCUAUCACUCUGGCAAACAUCGUCGGAGACUACCUCCAGAGCAGGGGGGAGAGGGGAGUGGAGUUACCCCAGGGAGGAGGCAGGAGAGGACAGGAGAAGCUGCUCGGGUCCCUGGAGGCUGAACUGAAGGGGCUGGUCUCCCUAGAGGAGGUGAAGGGGGGAUUGGUGAAGGAGAGGGAGGUGGAGGAUGUGUGUGAGAGUCUAGUGCAGCAGGAAGUGGGGAGACUCCUCUUGUCGUCAGAGCUCGACCGAGACUCUCUACUCUACCUCAACUCCAUCUUCAGCCUGUUCCCCGGUCAGGCUUGGAGGGCCACACAGAGCGCUCUGCAGCUACGCUGCAACGGAGAGGGCUCUCUCUCCUCUAAAGUGCCCCCGGAGGUCUGGAAGACUGUCCUCAGCCCUGUACAGGCCCCCACUGUCACCGCAAACCUGCCCUACACCAAUGGCAACAGCCAGUCUAAACACAAGCCACCCAAACCUUGCCCCAGCACUGGCUCUAGUUUUAAACUUAGCCCCAGCCUUAGCUCCAACUCCUGCCCACCUGCCGCUAACUCGGCCCUGCCUGUCUUCGAGCUCCUGUGCCACUCCGUCUUCUGCUUCCAGCCCAGCUGGCUGCCCAGGUUCCUGGAGCUGGCCCAGCAGCAGCAGACCUCUGCAGGCUUGGGGAUGGGUCUAGGCCUUGGUGGCUCCACCUGGAGCUACUCUGGAGGUAGGGGAUUUGCAGAGAAUGGAGAGAGCCUCCCCCUGUAUAAACGCGCCCUUUCAGCUCUGCCUCUACCUGGCCCCGGAUCAGACCUGAAACAAUACCCAGAUUAUGAACAAAACCAGGACUUGGAGGUGGAUCUCCUUUUGGUGAGUGGUAGGCCAAAUGCUGUCCUCCAGGCUCUGAGGAUCUUGAUGGGGAGACGACAGUGGGAGAGGGUAACCCAAGUGGCACAGCGGUUCUGCAGGCAGAGUCCCUUACUGAACAAAGAGAUCUUUACUACCUUACUGUGUGAGGUGGCCCAGCAUCGAGACCUGGAUCCAUACCUAGACCUCCUCUGGGCUCUGUGUCCUGAAGAUCUUACGGUCACGGCCAUACUUAACAUUGUGCUGAAAAAUAUACCCUCAUCAUCUUCCUUAUCUACAUCCUUCUCCCCCUCCUCAAAUAUCCCUCCCUCCUCUCCCUUUGCUGACCCCCAGUCCAGCCAGUUGACCUUUGGGUUGUUGAAGCCGUUGCUCAGUAAGGUUCUACAGAGAGAGACCAGGCCCAACCAGCGAUAUGCUGACAUCCUCCAGUCGCCCUCGUUCCCCCCUCCCACGCCCCCUCGUCAGGCUAAAGGACUGCCUAGGUCCACCACCGAGCCUAGCAUAGGCUUAGAUCAGCAGCACAAUGAUAUCAUCAGCAACAUGGCGGCCAUCUUGGAUCAACACGACCCAUCUAAACACAGGACUGUCCACGGGGGCAGGGUGACCUCCACUCCGAACCCCGACUGAGACGCACACACGCACACUGGUCUCUCACCCCAUAACCCUUGUCUGACACUCCCACAACCUGUCAAUCCUGCCAUACUCAAAACACACACACAGUCUAUUUCUGCUCUGUAGGGAAAAGUGCUCUUUGGCUGCGGCGAUAUCUUCAUGUUACUCUACUUGAUGUGCAGUGUUGGCUACGAAAACAUUUUAACAGAAUAAAAAUAACAAAAAAACUAUUGAUACCAUUAUUGAGAUUUCAGUUGAUUGGUAUAGGUAGUAGUGGGUUGUUAGAUUGAGAUUUGUCUAAUCUGCUAUUGAACAGCAUACUUUAAGUGUUUCUUCUACACUGAAGCAGGACUGUGCCUGAACAACAAAAUCAGUCAACAAAACAAAAUGUCCUCUUUUAGGCAAGCUUCAUUUGAGGUUUCUUUUCUGUUGUCAAUCAUAAGCAGAUGAGUAACCAUAGCUGACAGUUUACUUUCCGAACAAAAUAUUGCCUUAAAGUUAUUCCAAGUUAUUUAAAUGACUACUAAAUCUUACCAUUGUACAUACCUCUCUUUGAUUUUCAUUUUGUAUUUUAAAAUGUGUAUAUAUGUGGUGUUAUUUAAGUGUUAUUGUGUGAUCAGGAAUGCACACAGAGUAGAAUGCUAGCUAAGAGUUGCCUUGCAUUCGAUAAACUCAGCCUUAAUGGAAAGAACAUUAAUAGACUAAUAUACAGUAUGUAUUGAUAUUAUGAACAGAUUAUUAAGUGUGCAUGUCGCAGAGCUACCAUUCUUGUAUGUAAUAUGGUAGAACUCCAUUAACUGUCCUCUUUUUUUUUAUCAACUUGCUCAAUAUUCAUUCAUUGUUGUGGGUCUUGUUCAGCAGGCACAAAACGGAACAUGUUUUCCAACAGAAAAUGUUUAAAAAGCUACAAUGAACAUUCUCAUUGGUCAUGUUCAGGUAGUGCCUCUUGUGCUUCAAAAUGUUAUUUUCUAAUUCGUGCCUACUGUACACAACCUGGAUCUUUUUUGCUUUCGCCAACUCUGUGUCAUAAUAUCCCAGGUGGUUUACUGUACUUUAAACCUACUAAGAAUCGAAAGCCCUUUGUCAGCCCAUAGUGAUACAGUUAUCGGACCCUGACCCACAAACCUCUGUGUUGAAUGUUUAUUUGUUUAGAAUAUUUUGAACCCUUGGCUCUAGGGAGUAAAUGUUUCAUCUCUGGGACGUGACUUCUGGGUUUAGUGUAUGUUCCUCAUAAAGUCAGUCAAUCGUCACGCUCAAACAUGGAACUAUUUUACUGAACGUGUCUGUUUGAAAAUAACAUUGAUAUAAUGACACUUUUUCCAGCAGCAGUGGAAAAGUUCUAUAGUGAAACAUGUUAUUUAAGAGAUGCUGCUUUUGGAGGAAAAUGUUCAGUUAAAAAGUGUACAUUUUCUUUCAGGGGUAGAUUAAUAUUUAUAUCUUUCUACUUCUUUAAACCCUUGUUGCAUUCUCUCUUUCUCUUUUCAUUAUCUUCUCAACCCUCUCUUCAGUCUCUCCCCUGUCCACUCCAGUCUCUCUUUCUCCAGUUCCACCCAGCACAUUCCUACCAAACUGCCCUGUAGAGCAGAGGUGAUUCACUGUCUUCGAGCUCCUGUAAUUUAAUUUGGGGUAACGCUGUUAUGUCCUUAGUAGGGGUGGGGUAGGCCCAAACCAAAGCACAUCUCACACACGGCACUCUGCACCAGGUCACGUCUCCCUGCAUGGGCCAAGUGACUGUAAUGUCGUUAUGGAUGUUAGACCCUCUGUCUGUUUCUCCUAACAUUUUCUCUCUCUCUGUCUAUCCACUGUUGGCAUUCGCUCUUUCUCCUGUUAACAUUCCCCGUCUCCAUUUCACCUCUGCUCUCGUUCUCCUUCUCUCUCUGUUUUCUGCUCCAUGAUUGACACACACAGAGGAGUUCAUGCUCUACAUGCUGUAUGUGUUUCUUCCCCAUUGUCAGUAUUACAGAACAUCCUACUAUUGUUUACUUGUCAUGUCUGAGUAAAAUGUUAAAGUCUGGAGAUCAAACCUUGUAAACAAAGCUUGUUUUAAAGUGCCUACAUUUUUUAUUUUAUAGAAAGUGUUCUUUAGCAUUUAGAUUUAGAAUCAAACUGAUUCUUUAAAUGUUUUGCACAGUGCAGUAGUCUGAGUCCCAGAUAUGUUUGUGCUGUCUUGCCAAUGACAUGUGAGUUGGAAUGACAGUACAGACAAAUCUUGGACUCAGGCUAACAGAGCUGUGGAACCAACUCUAAAGAAUAUAAUUUGUUUAUGAAAUUAUUUGUUUCUGUAGUUCUAUCCAGAUAUAUUCUGUGAAGUUGGUGAAGCCUAACCUGGUUAAAACUGACUGAACACUGCGCUCACAAAAAUACGGCCUGCUAAGGCACACAGUCAGUGACACUCCAGAAUGCUACUGGAAUGACUGAGUUCCUUCAGGCAGCUGCUGCUCCUCAUUCACAACCUAGUGUCACAUAUCUGCUCUAAUGCAGUCACCACCACUGUUAUAGAUACAGCCAUAAGAAGCAUGGAUGUUGUGUGAGUGAGUGACAUGGGGUAAUUUGUUUUGCCUGAUCAUGUGACUCGGCCAGUUAAAACUGGUUGCCUGCUCCGAGAGACAAAGAUGACUUACUCUGUGCUGGAAUUCUCCACCCAUUUCCUUGAAGUGAUUCAAGGAAAAUCCCCCACGUAGAUCAAACAGAAUGUCCUCAAACAAGAGCAUGGGAUCGAUGUAAUAACCCAUACUAACACCAGCCCUAUGCUUUCAAAUCUGCGGAGGAGUGCACUCCAGUGAAAAGGGUUGCUGGGUAUGGCUCAUGAGAUUCUGUGACUUGUGAUGACAUUCUGUUAGUUUGAUGUUUCACUGUGCAUAUGAUAACUGACGAGACUAUCCUAGUAUGUCGGGUGCACAUCUACAGUCCUGGAGGGCCGCAAAUGGCAGUUUUUUUAUUACUUUUAAUCAGACUGUAUAUUCUCUUUGGCCAAUCAGUGAUCAAUAAGUGAAACUAAAACCAGUAGGAUUGCAGCCAUCGACUUGAAUUUGAUACCCCUGCAGUAUGUGAGAAUGGAUGGAUGUAUAAAGCCUUAGCAUAACAAGAAAAUCACAUAAAACACCAUUGCCUAGCAUCCUACUAUUCAAUCCAGACAGGUGAAUGUGCUCAGAAUCAGAAGUCUUUGUUUAUUUGCCUUUGCUCCACUUUGACAGGUGGAGUUCCCCUUUUUUAUUGCCUGUUAUCAAAUGUUCCGGUCAGCUGUGAUGACUGUUCCAUGUACAGUACUUUAGCCUUCUGCAGUGUUUCACUUUCAGCCACACAGAUAUCAAAUGUUUGAAUGCAAAAUGCGUGUGUUAUUAAACCCAAGUUAAAACUUCUA